Messenger RNA from Rhodofomes roseus, 702 nucleotides. Its product is annotated as cornichon. Bases 121 to 534 code for a protein of 137 amino acids. Gene Ontology annotation, biological process: endoplasmic reticulum to Golgi vesicle-mediated transport. Lineage: Eukaryota; Fungi; Basidiomycota; Agaricomycetes; Polyporales; Fomitopsidaceae. The transcript is spliced from 6 exons. The record is from RefSeq and is a predicted model, not a curated record. Gene Ontology annotation, cellular component: COPII-coated ER to Golgi transport vesicle; endoplasmic reticulum membrane.
CGCGUUCCACGAGCACUCUUGCCUACACGUCGUCUGCCACCUGGCCCUCCCCGUCUCCUCCUCCAGCGCCGUCCUGACCUCUCGACUUGUCUACGGCCCUGUAGAACGACUUUUCUCGCAAUGGGUGCUACAGGAUGGCUUUUCCUUUUCUCGGUGUUGAUGGCGGCGGGGUUGUUGUUCACCAUGGUCUUCUUCAUCAUCAUGUUCUCCGACCUGGAGUGUGACUACAUCAACCCAAUAGAUCUCUGCAACAAGCUAAACCAGUUCGUCCUACCCGAAAACAUAGCGCACGCAUUCCUUGCGCUGCUGUUCCUGCUAUCAGGGCAAUGGAUAGCCUUCCUGCUCAACGCACCAUUACUCGCGUUCAACAUCAACAAGAUACGGAAUAAGAACCACAUGUACGACGCGACAGAGAUCUUCCGCACGCUGCCGAGCCACAAGAAGGAGAGCUUCGUCAAGCUCGGCUUCUACCUCCUCAGCUUUUUCUACUAUCUCUACAGAAUGAUCCUCGCCCUCAUCCAGGAGAGCGAAUGAGCGCGCACCGCGGGUGUUCACGACCUUGGUUACGACGAGAUGACGCGGGGUGGCUGGGGCCGGAUCUAUACAAUAUCUCGACUGUUGCAGGCCGGUGUGUCGAUGUCUCUGCGAAUGCCAUAUCUUGCUGUACGUGUGCCGCUCGGCAUUUGCCGGUCACGGAAGAGG